This is a messenger RNA of Trichoderma reesei QM6a, 1203 nucleotides long. RefSeq lists its product as uncharacterized. Lineage: Eukaryota; Fungi; Ascomycota; Sordariomycetes; Hypocreales; Hypocreaceae. The record is from RefSeq and is a predicted model, not a curated record. The transcript is spliced from 2 exons. Bases 143 to 802 code for a protein of 219 amino acids.
CUAGUUACAAAGCCCAGCGUCAGCUGUACUCUCGUUCAACAGCCUGCUAUAUCAGUAUCCGCCUAAUAUCUUAAUAUCAUCCUCACCCCCCUUACGCCCGUUUUAUCUUCAAAACAGCACAAAAAGCAAAACAACAGACAAAAUGAAGACCUCUGCCGUCAUCGUCGCCGUCGCCGCCGCUCUCGUCAGCGCCCAGGCUCCUCCCGAGGGCACCAACAAGGUGUCGUGCGCCAAGCCCAACGCUGCCUACUGCAUGGGCGGCGACAUCAUCGUCCGCUGCGACGCCAACAGCGUUGGCACUGCCGGCCGAUGCUCCGACAACGUUGCCGGAUACCCCCCUCUGGGCGGCGUUGCCGAGUGCUGGCAGAGCUCCGAGCAGGCUGGUGAUGCUGCCUGCCAGAAGAACUGCGUCGUCUACGCUCAGCCUUCCUUCACCCUGGCUGCCUCUGAGUGCACUCCCAGCUUCACUGCCUCUGCCACCGCUGCUCCCACCACCCUGGAGAGCUCCGUGGUUGUCACUUCCACCGUCGUCUACUCCACCCCCAACGGCACCGUCCCUACCGUCACCUCCACUCAGGUUCCCCCUCCUGUCCAGACCACCCCCGUGGGCACUGGUGUCCCUCCUCCUCCUCCUUCUGGCGGCAACAACGGCACCUCUCCCAGCGGUACCAACACCCCCGUUGGCCCUACCACCACUGGCGGUAGCACCGGCCCCAGCACCGUCCCUACCAACGCUGCCGUUGCCAACCACGCCACCGGUGCUCUGGCCGUCAUGGGUCUCGUUGCCGCUUACUUCCUGUAAGCGAGCAUUCCGUGCUUGCUCGCCUUGCUCUGUCAAGUUGGCAUAACGUUUUACGACUGAAUUCAAUAUCUCACCAUGUGUGGGCAUGUUUAUGAAAUGUCUGGAGCGGACAGAAUGAAGAAAAACGAGAAAACCAUUUCAUUUCAUCUAGUGGAAUCUGUGCGGGAAAGCAAAAGGAUUGCCAGUCAUGAUGUUGCUCGACUACCUCCUCUUGCGAGUGGUUGUACAUAACGUCGCAGCAAAUGGGAAGGAAGCGGAAAGUCAUGAUGGAGGGCGGGAGGAUAUUAUACCUUGGGGGACUAAUGUUUGGACACGGGAGUUUGCUUGUUUUGCUUUUUGCCGUUAUCUACCUAUUAGAUAUCGACGUAUGACGGAGAUUACGCAUUAUACCUUUCUACAUG